Messenger RNA from Ectocarpus siliculosus, 2475 nucleotides. NCBI's taxonomy places the organism in Eukaryota, Phaeophyceae, Ectocarpales, Ectocarpaceae. The record is from the annotation of a GenBank genome assembly.
AUGCCGAACAUUCGGCAGCCGAGCUCGUGCAUUUUGAGCAAGCUCGAACAAACGUUUGUCGACGUCCCAUCUGCGGAAGGGGCAAGAGAAUCGCUGCAGCACAUCACGUCCAAGCCUCACGUCGCAGGCACUCCCGGAGACCUUGAGAUGGCGCAAUACGUCCACGAUCGCUUCUCCUCGUUCGGUAUCCCUAGUGUCGAAGUGCAGCCGGUCAACGCACUGCUGUCCAACCCCAUCCAAAGCUCCCUGGAGCUCGUGGACUCGAACAGUGGGUCGGUGCUGUUCACGGCUUCUCUGUCGGAGGACACGCUCGACCUGGACACGACCUCGGACACGUGGCUCCGCAAUCAUACCUACAAUGGCUACUCCCCCUCCGGAGACGUAACAGCCCCUCUAGUGUACGCCAACUACGGCCGACCGGAAGACUUUCGAGAGCUGGAGGGAAUGGGCGUGUCGGUGGACGGCGCUAUUGUCAUCGUCAGAUACGGCCACUGCUUCCGAGGCCUCAAGGCGAUGAACGCCCAGGCGCGAGGCGCGGUGGGCACGAUAAUCUACAGCGACCCCCAGCAGGACGGCUUCAAGCGGGGCCCCACCUACCCCGACGGCGGCUGGCGGCCUUCCUCCUCGGUGCAGCGGGGUUCCUGCCAGUUCAACUCGCUCUGCGCGGGAGAUCCCUCCAGGGCGGCUAACCCCCGGUCGGUGGAAAAGGUCUGCGGUUUCUCGAAGGAGGAGCUGGUUCCCGCCAUUCCGGUGAUGCCGAUAUCGCAAUCCUCUAAAAGCCACUCUUCCUCCUCUCACCAGUACGGGGACGCAGAACCUCUCCUACGCGCCCUGGGCGGCGAAGCCGCCCCUGACCGCUUCCAGGGGGGCUUAGAUUUUUCUUACACCGUGGGACCCAGCAGCGGCACGAUGGUCAAGAUGGUCGUCGAGAACGAGGAGCACGUGGGCCCCGUGUGGAACGUUAUCGGAACGGUUCCGGGAGCGUUGCCGGAGGGGCUGGACCGGCCGGUCGUCCUGGGAAACCACAGGGAUGCCUGGGUGUUCGGGGCCGUGGAUCCCAACUCGGGAACCGCUUCCCUGAUCGAGCUGGCGCGGGGGCUGGGCGCGCUGUUGGCGGAAGGGUGGAAGCCCAUGCGCACGAUCAUCCUGUGCAGCUGGAGUGGCGAAGAGCUGGGGAUGCUAGGGAGCACGGCGUGGGGAGAGGAGCACGCGGAGGGCAUCCUAGCAAACGCCGCCGCCUACCUGAACGUCGACUCGGCCGUGAGCGGACACAUCCUGAGGGUCAAGGCCACGCCAUCUCUUGGAGGUCUUGUUAAGGGCGUCCUAACCGACGUCCAAGACCCAGACUCCGGAGGGAGCCUUCUGGACGCGUGGUCGGGAGACUUGCAGAUGCUGGGCUCGGGGUCUGACUACGCCGUGUUUCUGGCUCACCUGGGCAUCGCUACCGUGGACUUCGAGUUCCAGCAGGACGAAGCGGCGGAAUACGGAGUCUACCAUUCCAUCUACGACAGCUUCAGCUGGGUGGACAACUACGGCGACCCGGGUUUCCGCUACUUCCAGGCGGCGUCGCGCGUGUGGGGGCUGCUGGCCCUCCGCCUGGCCACCUCCGACGUCCUCCCUUUCGACCCGCCCCUCCAAGCGGCCGCCCUCCAAGACUACGUCAACGCCCUGUCUCCCAGAGCCAGCAGCAGUAGCAGCGGCAGUAGCGACGAAGAUGCUGGGAACGUCGGGGGCUCCCUUGUCCUUUCGGAGACGGACCUGGUCCCGCUAAAGGACGCGGUGGAGGCCUUCCGUGCGGCCGCGGACAAGGGGGCCGGGAGCGACGGCGGCGGGGGCGGUGUCGGAGUGGAUUCGGCGGCGGAGGCGGCGGAUUGGCUGGAGGUGGCGGACCUGAACGAGCGGUUGGCGAUGACGGAGAGGAGGUUUUUGGUCGACGAGGGUCUGCCCGGGAGGCAGUGGUUCCGGCACGUGUUGCAGGCCCCGGGGCUUUACUUGGGCUACGCUGCUGAGUCUUUCCCGGGCAUCACCCAGGCCCUCAGCGAUGGCGACCUAGAGCUCGCGCAAGAACAAGUGCAUGUUGCCGCGGCUCGCAUCGAGGACGCAGCAACAUUUCUCACGGGAGACGAAGGGAGAAGAUGAUACAUCGGUCGCGACAACGUAACAACGGCAGGUCUUGGGUCUUGGGGGAGGGGAGGAGAAGAACAGUAGAGGUCCCUGUUUAGUGCCGGUAUGUGUCCAUGAAAGUUCACCGGACCCACGGGACACGGGCACUGUUCAAAGUACAUAAUACGCUCGGUAACUCAGGGUGUGCCCGCCGAAAACACCGGCGCUAUACCGGCCACCAACCGGCACUAUUGAGCCGGCACUAAAACCUCUACUGCACUUGAACGGGAGGCGGUAAUAGGGGGGCAGAGGAAGGAAGACUUUGUGGUGGUGAUGCGGUAGGAUGACGGCAGUUGCGUGGCUAGAAACCGU